AUGUUUCCCAAAUAAAUUCAAUAUACUCAAUCUCAAAAGACGAGUGAUUAUAGCUUAUCUAGUUAACAAUUUAACUAGAGACCUUUUCGAUAUGAAAAUCAAUAAUCAGUUAAAGCGUCUUGGUAAAAACUUAAACCAAAUGAAACUGACAAUGAUCCAAUAACAAAACGUGAUAGAACAGUUAAAUCAAUAGUAAUCAAUAAUUAGUAUAUUAGACUGUCUUAUAAGAAAUAUUUAGCUGCACUAAUUAAAAAAAACUGAUAAAAUUAGUUAGUUCAUUUCUAUAAUCAGAACACUAAUUAACAUAAAUUACUGAGUAAUUGGACAAAUAGCAAAUAGUUUCACUCUUCUUUAAAAUUCAUCAGAUGCAAAGUCCAUAACUUGUGUAGUUUUUACAUUUACUUUAUGAUUCUCUAUUUUCAUUAGAUUCAUCAGUUAGUUCUAAGAUUUACACUAAUCAAGAUGUUCUUAAAUAUAUGAUUCUAUUAAAUUAUGAAUAAAUUUAAGGACAAGCAGGAUAAUUGACUAGAAUACUUGAAAUUUUAUCAGAAAUGCAGAAUCUGAAUCCUGAUUUUUAAGUAUUUGAAGAAGAGUUUUAAAUUGAUAUGGAAGAAGUAAAAUAUUAAUUAUUAUAUAGAUUUCAAAUUCAUUUAAUAGAGUAUAAUUACGAAUUCUAUUUUUGGUAAGUUCCAUCGAUAUAUUAAGAGCUUUGAAAGGUUCAGUAGGUUUAUUUGAAAGAUUAGAAUAAUUUGUGUUUUCAUAAAUCAAGAAUAGUUAAAUACCAAAUAUUAGUGAUAUGUAAACUCUUAUUUAUGCUUAUAUACUCUUAAGUGAAUAAUUAGAUAUUGCUAAUAAACUUGGUUAUUCAAAAUAAGCUGUAGAGAUUAUAGGUAAGUCUUCUGAUUAUUCAAUAUAUGAAUUAAAAAGAAGAUUUAUGAAUAAUGCAUUAAGAUUAUCAUAAAAAUAUUUAGGUUCUUAAGUUUAUGAUUAAAUAUCUAGUAUGAAUAGAUCAUUCAGUCCUGGAUUCAAUAAAUAAUAAAUAAAUCAUUUUAAUUAAUCAGAAAAUGUAUCCUAUUAAUUUUUAGUUAAUCAAUUAAAAAUGGAUUACACUCUAAAUAAUGAUGAAAAUUUUUAAAUUGAUUUUAAAUGCAACAAUUUAUUAACAAAUCCUAUUAUUUAUUAAUUAAUGGAUAAGUAAUUUAAUAAUCAAUAUUUUUAGAUUAUUGCCAUAAUAAAUAGCAAAAAAAGAGAAAGUAAAUUCAAUAUUUACUGAAUAAAGUAGAGUGGAAAAAAACAAUUAACCAAUUAUUGUUAAAAAACAAUUUUCAAUUAAAUAAUUGAAAUAAGAGAAUAUGGUUUAAUCUUAAACAUAAAAUUAAGUAUCUACUCCUACACAAAAGAAUUCAUAAUAGGUAAUAAUCUUCAAUUAAUUAAGAUGUCUUAAACUUAAGGAUUUUAAUCUUCAUAAUUUAAAUAAUAAGCCAACAUAAUUGUAAAACCAGGUUUAGAUUCUAAUGAAUUUGAAAUUCUAUAAAAUAAAUUAGGUCGUUAAUAAUAAGAAUUGGAAGAAUUAAAAUAAUUAUAUAAUAAUAAUAUGGUUCAAAAAAAGAAUGAACUUAAUUAAACUAAUUAAUAAAAUUAAUAAAAUGAUUAAUUAAAGAAAAAAAUUGAACUCUUAGAGACAAAUUUAGUAUAAUUAAAGAAUGAAAAUACUACUUAUAAAAAGGAAAAAGAUUAAAAAUAAAGUGAAGUUAUUGAAUUAAGAUCUUUUAUUCAAGAUUUAUAAGAUAAAUAAUUAAAACUAGAGAAAUUAGUUUAAUAAUAAUAAUAAUAAUAUUAAUAAUAAUAAUAAUAAUUUUAAUUAUAAUUAUAAUAACAAUAAUAAUAAGCAUCUCCAUAAUAAUUACCAAAUCUAAAUCCUGCUUAAUAAUAUUUAAAAAAAUAACAAAGCAGUUAAUCAACUAAAACAAAUACUCAAUUAUAAAUGAAUAUCUAAAUUCCUACAAAUAAUCUUGAUGAUAAAAAUAGAUUAUUUGUUAGAGCUUAAAGUUAAAUGAGUCAUUCUCCUGGAGAAGAAUUUAAAAAUGAAAUGGAUGAUACAAGUCCUAGAAUUAUUAAAUAAAAUUAAGCAUAUUUGCUUUAAUUAUUGGAUAUGUUAGAUUUAAAUACAUCUUUUACUAAAACUUAUACUAAAUUACAUUCAAAUAAUGAAAAUAAUUCUUGGGAAAGUGAUGUAUCAAUUGUCCAUAAUUUCAAACUUGAAGGUUUAAUAACUGAUUCAAAUGAUGGUAAAGUGUUAAUGCUUAAAGCUUAUAAUUAAUAAAAUAUAUUGUGUACGGAAUCAAUAUCAUUUGAUCUCUUAAAAAGUCUUCUAGGUUAUGUUGAUUUUUAAGAUACUCUACCAACAAAUCUACCAAAUAUUAGUACAACUCAUUAAUUCUUUAAAUUUUUAAUAUUACCUUAUACUGCAGUUGUAUAAGAUGAAAAUACUUAAUAAUAUAAAAUUUAAUUGUGGCCUAAACCAUAUGGAUUAUUAAAUGGAUUAAAUUUAAAAAUAGAUUUCUUAGAUCUUAAUUGUUUAGUAUAUGUUCAUCAUUUAGAAACUGAUUAAUUUAGAAUUAUUAUAUUUGAUCCUUCAAGUUAUGAUUGUUUCAAAUUAGAUUUAGAAAUGGAUUAUUCUUCAAUUGAUACAUUUUUUGUAGAUGCUAAAUCUAUUAAAGAUGAAUUUAAUUAUUAUUGUAAAAGUAAUCUAUUGAAAUUAACUGAAAAAACUCCUAAAUUUGGAGAUGAUGAUGUAGCUGAAGCAUUAGUAGAAAGACAUUUUUCAAAAGAUAAAGUAAAAAUAGUUUAAGCAGAUAUAAAAUAAAAUUAAUCUUAUAGAUAAGAAAAUUUAUUAUUAAAAUAACCAAUUGAAUUUCUGAAAUUUAUCAAAUCAAUAGUAUAAGUCUUUGAAUAAUAACUAAAAUUGCAAUAAAUUACAUUUCCUAAUAGUUUACUUGGUAUGAAAUAUUUCAGAUGUAAAACAUGGAAUGCUGGUACUAAAAGUUAAAUACAAAUUGUCAAAGAACAAUUAGAUCAAUAAUAAAUUUCUAUAUAUUUGGCUAAUUGUUUUGAAUCUUUUGGUCCAAACAAAUCUAAACUUAAAGCUAAAGGAACUACUCAUAUUAACUUUUCAGCUAUUCAAAGGGAAUUUGCUGUCUCUUAUGAUAAAUUAUAAAUUGAAGAAAGAGCAACUAUUCUAUAAACCAUUUUAUAUUCAUUUAACUUAAAUAUUUUUGAAAAAGCAUGUGAAUAGGAUGAAUAACAAUUUGAUAAAAACCCUAUUGUAUAAAAUAUAUAUGAUUGUGGUUCUUAUAGAAGGUAAUAAUAUUUACAUAUAUAUAUAUUAGAGUUAUUGCAUUUGACAACGGUAAAAUUGCAUAAGUAACAAUUUAAGUUAUUGGAUCAAAUAGAAGAAUGUGUGGUAUUAAAUUCUCUGUUUUUAAUAUUGAUGAAACAAUUGAAAAUGGAGUAUUUUUACCAGUAUCAUAAAGUGAAUGGGAUACUAGAGCAAUGGAAAAAUAAAAAAUUAAAGCAUCUGUUCAAAAUGUUCCAUUUGCAGAAUAUUUAUUAACAUAAAUUCUAAAAUGUGAAACAACAUAAAUUGUAAUAUAAAUAUUAAUUUAUUUUUAGAUAUUAUUUAAAAAGAUUUUGAAUGCUGAUUUCAAAUCAAAUUAAAUUAAUAGUAAUGAAAUUAAGAAAAGAAAGACUUUUAUUGAAAGAGUAGACAAUCUAUUAACCUGGCAAGAAGUCAUUGCAAAUUUAUGA
Paramecium primaurelia is the source of this 3807-nucleotide messenger RNA. NCBI's taxonomy places the organism in Eukaryota, Ciliophora, Oligohymenophorea, Peniculida, Parameciidae. The record is from the annotation of a GenBank genome assembly.